Messenger RNA from Branchiostoma floridae (Florida lancelet), 2921 nucleotides. RefSeq lists its product as uncharacterized. The coding region runs from base 148 to 2208 and encodes 686 amino acids. NCBI's taxonomy places the organism in Eukaryota, Metazoa, Chordata, Leptocardii, Amphioxiformes, Branchiostomatidae. Gene Ontology annotation, molecular function: protein binding. The record is from RefSeq and is a predicted model, not a curated record. The transcript is spliced from 6 exons.
AAUUGGUUGAUUUGCUAAUUGCCAUGCUAUCAUUGGUUGAUUUGCUAAUUAUGACGGACAGUCUUUUGUUUGUCACAUUGGCUUCGUUUUCGGUCUGUCCGCUGUGUGGAAAAGGUGCUCCCCUCUUUAGGCAGUGGUAUAGUCAAAAUGGCGACCAAAGACGAAAUGGGCGAGUUUUCUCCACAGAAUUCUUCAGAUUUCUCCGUUCCCCCGGUCUUCAGUGACCAUGAGUUCCUCUCGUCGCCAGAGGAAAGUCCAAGGAGACUUUGGGAUGCAGGAGACGCAUUCUCUCAGGGGGCGUCGGUGUACCACGACGUCCACUAUGACAACAAAAACACUCAGCGUGCCAUGAAGAGCGCAGUUGUCACCUUUCGGGACUUCUUGAUUGACAGCGGCCUCAAUCCCGCUUUCGAGGACCUGCCUCCCGAAAAGUUGGACACCGCUCUCACCCUUUUCUUCAGCAACGCUCGCAAGCGGAACCGCGAGCUCUACAAGUGGUCGACGUUCAGCGGUAUCCGUUAUGGGAUUUAUCGACACUUGCUGUCCAGGGUCCCGAGCGUGGACAUCAUGCAUAAUCGGGACUUUGCUGGCUCACAGCAAGCCUUUAACGAGAAACUUAAGAUGAUUAAGGAAGCAGGAAAAGGUGAGAUAAACCACACCCCAACAAUGACACCCGAGGACAUGGAGAGACUGUACCUGAGUGGAGUGAUGAGCACAGAUAAUCCGCAGGGCCUACAGAGGAAGGUGUUCUUUGAGCUGCUCUACUUUCUACUGAAGCAGAAACGUGGCCACGUGCUGAGAGAUCUUAUGAAGGACGAUGUCAGGUUUGCCGUCAACCAAACAGGAAAAUGGUAUGCCUAUAUAUUGAAAAAUGACUGCAGCGAAGGAAUCAGUCUAGAAGAGCAUGAAAAGGUGUAUGAAAUCCCAGGUUGUCCAUUGUGUCCAAUCCAGUCUCUUCUAAAGUACAAAAGCAAGCUGCAUCCGGCAUGUGAAUUCCUAUUCCAGAAGCCCAAGAAGCUCCCCACAGCAGAAGACUCGGGUACUGCAGGCACAUUUGCUGAUGACCCUGUCUGGUAUCACGACAAGCCAACCGGUAAAAAUUCCCUCAGCCAAAUGAUGACUUCCAUGGCUGAAGACGCUGGACUUUCCCAGAUGUACUCCAAUUCUAGCAUCCGGUCUUGUGCUGAGAUGAUCGACGGCCAACUGACGCUUCAACUAACUAAUCUCUUGAAGAAGAUCUCAUCAAGAGCAUCACACAAUGGUCCCAGGACAGUUCCUUGUGGAACCCCACAAUUAGGUGGCUCAAAUUCCAGCUUACCCCAAAUGUUUGCCACCUGUACACCCAGCAGUAACUACACUGUUAUGGACCCACAAAUGUUCCCACCACAACCACAUCAACAUGUCUCCAAUCCAGAACCAUCCUUGUCUGAAAUUAACCAAAAUUCUGCAGUUUCUGUUUUACGUUCUUCCCAAAGUACUUCUCAUUCAUACAACACUGUUUCCAUGUCACAACCGUCUUUGCAUGAGACCACAUCAACUAUUGAAGGCAACAGUCCUUUCAGUUGUGAAACAUCAAGAUCUAGGGAAGUCGGUUUUCCCGCGAGGUGCCAACCGUCAUCGUGUGCCUCUAGGAGUACAUCUUCUUGGAGCACGUCUCUACGUGAAUGUAGCAUAAACCAAGGGGGUUCUACAGUUAGCCAUCACUGUAACACAGACAUUUCUGUGCAACAGCAAGAAACUGCACAGAGCUGUGCAACAGCUUUGGAGCAGCCUAGUUUUGUGCAACGUUCCACAACAACUGCUAAUCAGGAAGCACUAGCAAGAACUGCGAAUGAUGCCGCGAGAAAUCGUCCGUCAAACUACGCCGAGCAACUACUCAACCAACUAAACCAACAACGAAGAGAGGGAAGGAUGUGUGAUGUCACCGUGACUACAGGAGGACAAAAAUUAACAGCUCAUAAGGGUGUACUGGUCGCAGAAUCGAAAUACCUCAAAAGCUUUUUUUACAGGGAAGGCGAAGCCAGGGAGGUAGACCUUCCCUCGCCAUUGGCCGGUGGAGUGCAGUCUUUGCUAGACUACAUGUAUUCGGGGACUUUGGACCUUAGACAGGACAAUGUGAAUGAAGUCUUCUCAGCCGCAAGCUUUCUACAGAUGGAAAGAGCAGUUUCUCUGUGUCUGGAGUUUCUGGAACGUACUUGCCAAAGAUAGUAUCUAUGGUCAGGGAAAGGAGUCUAAUAUAUUUAUUCAUUUCAGAGAAUUCAGUAUACUUUUGGAUGACUUCUUUGUGGAAAGGUUUUGAAUAGGCCAGUAAUGUAUCACUCAUGCUUUGUGUACUAGAUAUGUAACACAUAUUAUAUGUCUGUGUUGUGACAGGUGAUGCUAUAUGUAUCUAGACAGUACAUAAUAUUAUGUAUGUCCAUAUCAGUGUAAACAUUAUACAUAUGAAGACAGGUCUACACUGCACUGCAUCAAGCUAUAUAUAUUAUGUGAUUGAAGGUUUCUUAAGUAAAAUAUGCUACUAGUAAGGCAAAUGAUAAUUUUCCAUGCCAAUUUCCAGAACAUUCACUUCAAAUUUUGUCUUCUCUGAAAGCAUCUAUGUAAUACAUGUACUAUUCAAAUCAAUUGUCUACUGUAUGAUCUUUGUUUUGACAAUUUAGAGACACCAGUCCUGACAUCACAGAAAGGACUCCAUAUUUAAUUUAGUUAUGAUAGCUUGAAACUAUGUUAUCAUAUGUAGCUAUUUGUCCCACCAAGAACCACACAGUAGACAAUUGAUGUAAGAUCAUUACAAGGUGUUGUUUCAGAAAUGACCAAAUUUUUACAUUUGAUGGAAAUAUUUUAUUUUGCUUUGGCUUGAAACUGGCCACAGGCUUUACAGUAACUCUAUAAAUGUUAUUUGAAUCUACUGCUUUAAUAAAUAA